AUGAAAAACGACGAUCCGAACAAGCAAGCAGCUAAGCUGGAAUUCAACACGUUGAAGCACGAAACGAGAAAAGCUGUAGAUGCAGCUAAAGCAGAAUCCUGGGAAAAUUUUCAACAACUGUUCACAAGUAGUUCCUCCACCUCUGAACUAUGGCAAAACUAUAAUAGAUUAAGUGGGAAAAGAAAGGCCAAAGGACGUGGACUCAUCAUUGACAACGUAUACAACAGUGAUCCCAUGACCAUAGCGAACCAUCUUGCGGAUUUCUUUGCAGAAUCAUCAGCGACAGCAGGGUAUCCUGAAAGCUUUCUAGCAAUCAAGGACCACCACGAGGCAAACGAACUAAAUCUGGAGACAGCAGAGGAUUCUAUCCUCAACCUGGACUUCACCAUCCAUGAACUGUUUCAAGCACUUGAUCACGCAACAGGAACAUCAGAAGGUCCAGACCAAAUAGGAUAUCCUAUGCUCAAAAGGCUUCCUUUCUACUGCAAGAAAAAAUUGUUGUCAGCAUUCAAUCAAAUUUGGCACAGCGGGGUCGUUCCCAAAAAAUGGAAGGAAAGCAUCAUAAUACCUAUCCAAAAAGGAGCAGGGCAGCCAAAUGAAGCCAGCAGUUUCCGACCCAUAUCACUCACAAGCUGCGUCUGCAAAACGAUGGAGAGAAUGGUCAACCACCGCCUCAUAACAGCAUUAGAAAAACAAGGAAGCCUGCAUCCUCGACAGUUCGCUUUUCGUAAGGGGAAAGGGAUUACUAACUACUUUGCUGAAUUUGAUGACAUAAUUUCGAAGGCCGCUGUUAACGGAGAACACUGUGAAAUAGUGACGCUAGACAUUAAAAAGGCCUACGACAGAGUGUGGCACAGAAGCAUAAUGGAGGCAGUUUUAGACAGUAAAGUAGGAACCCGAAUGAACAAAUUCAUUUCAAGCUUUCUGCAGCAGCGUUCAGCAAGAGUCAGCUUCGGCGGUCAGAUGUCCCGAUGUUUCGAACAAGAGAACGGAGUUCCUCAGGACUCAGUUAUUUCUGUCACCCUUUUUCUGCUGGCCAUGAAUUCACUGUUUCAGGUCAUCCCAAAAAAUGUUAAAGUCUUCGUCUACGCCGAUGACAUUGUAAUUAUUGCAACGGGGAAACGAGUUGGAUUUCUUCGGAAAAGACUUCAAAAGGCUGUAACCGCAAUCGAGGAGUGGGCCAAAAUUAAAGGCUUCCAAAUGUCACCCACAAAGUCAACAACAAUGCACUGCUGUAAGGUUCGACGGCAUAAAAACUGGCACUUAGAUGGAGCGAAGACCAUCUUGGACGGUGCUGAAAUACCUAAAGUUAAGACGACCAGAAUACUGGGAAUUCUCUUCGACAAAAAGUGCAAGUUUAAUCAACACGUUAAGCAACUGAAGGACGAUUGUAGGAGUCGACUGAACCUGUUAAAAGCCAUUUCGAGGAUGGCGGACAGGAAAACACUGCUAUACAUAGGGAAUGCCACCAUUACAUCAAAACUGAUUGGACUGCCAACAAAAGACCGGAUUAAAUCAAAUGCCGGCCGUACCCAGGACACGGUCCUUUAUCGAUGGACGAAAGCUGCACAAAGACAACUUGAAAUUAAGGAAAAUCUAAAACCAAUCUUCCUUUUACGUUUCAGACUCUUGUUAUUACUUUCCACUGGACCGGAGUUACUUUAUUCGAAACAAGACGCAAAAAUCGACCUACGAGACAUAGGACGACAACCCAUUUUAAUAUUUCAUCAUGGCGAAGCACGAAUCAGACUAGACUACAAAUACUACAUACAUCAUUUCAAUCUCACCUCAAUCAGAUUCCAUGUCAGAAGCCUCAAAGAUCAGUUUGAAAAUCUAAGUAAAAACCAGUUCACAGAUUUGAUUGUAGAAAAAUUCAACGAAAUUGAUUUUGCAUUGAAAAGUAUUGACCCAGUCAAACGUCAAAAACGAUGGGAUAGGUUAGGCAGUGCUUGGAAAUUUUUAGCUGGCAAUCCCGAUGCCAAUGAUUUAAGAAUAAUCAACUCUUCGAUUAAUAACCUAAUUAUAAAUAAUAAUGAGCAGAUCAAGAUAAAUAGAGAGCUUAAUUUACAAUUAAAAGAGGCUAUCUUUAAAACCAAAAAGGCCAUAAGCCUAUUCAAUGUGGGGUCUAUUGAAAUAUAUUGUACACGAAUUUUGUUUCAUUUAAAUUUUUUAUCUGAAAGACUUAACCAAAUUAUUGAAACAAUAACGUUGGCAAAGUUAGGGAUCGUUAACGAAAAGGUUCUUAGUCAACAAGAAAUUGAAAUUUUGAUUGCGGAUUUAGAUAAGGAAAAUGUGACAGUUCAUACAGCCAUCGAAGCCACAUCCUAUGCUUCUACCGCAGUAAUGUCAAACAAACUAGAAAUCGCACUUAUCAUCAAGAUGCCCAAGCUGGACCCAAGGAUCUUCAACAAGGUGCACAUAUAUCCAAUUGUGCAGGACCGAAAGCAAAUUCACCUACCCAAUCCAUUCUUUCUCACCCACGGAAAAGACAUAUACCAGGUAAAUUCCAUUGAACCCAUCAUAUACGACGAAAGCGAAACACACGUGGAUAACUCAACUUGCGUACCCCAUCUACUGAGAGGAAAUCCCGCAACAUGCAAUUUUACCAUUAACCCCAUAUCAGAACAAAUCAGUUAUCUGGACGACCAACACCUUCUCAUCAAUUCAGUAACAAAUUUCACACUAUCGUCAAACUGUGGCCUAACCGACAGAAAUCUGUCCGGAUCAUUCGUCAUACACUUUCACGACUGUCAUCUGAUCAUCAACAACAUCUCAUAUUAUCAACGCUCACAAAAGUUACCGGGAAAUCCGAUCCAACUACCGCUGGAUGGCAUCGAAGUCAAGAAACAUCAAGAGGUUCUUAACAUCAGUCUAGAGCACCUUCACAAGCUACACUUGGACACAAGAAAGGAGUUGGAAAUUAUUCGUCUCUCAGCCAAAAGUAUCAGCUGGCCGCAUUGGACAUUAAUCGGAGGAAUUUCGUUUUCUCCGCUCAUAAUUGGUUCAAUUAUUUUGAGUUGUUUCAGAGCAAAAACCAUCAAGGUGAAAUUCAACAAUCCCAGGAAGACCGGAAACAGUACAACGACAGGCAAUCAACAUAAUACCUCUCCAUCAACAAAUGUGGAAAAUCCAAAUAGUACCACAGCGAAACAUCAUCAUAACAUCUUCAGAAAUCCUUCUCCAGCGAGUUUGAUUCGAAUGGAACCUCAUCUCUAAAGGAGGGACGAGUUAGCUGCCGAGCUAGCCGGACGUUGACCAGUAUCGACGACGGUGAUUGCUGACCAUUCAUAUGUUGCUAGGUGGCAACAAAAACAUAAGAACCGGGGCAACGUGAAUUGCUGACGGCACGCGUGGAGCGGAUGACGACAACGACGACAUCGACGACGGUGAUAAGUGCAAUUAAGCAGUUUGAAUUGUAGUUAAAGCUGUUAGGAAAAUAAAGUUCAGUUCUUUUUAGACUAGCGAGUA
Molecule: messenger RNA, 3468 nt
Organism: Aedes albopictus (Asian tiger mosquito)
Lineage: Eukaryota; Metazoa; Arthropoda; Insecta; Diptera; Culicidae
Exons: 3
Coding region: 1-3216 (1071 amino acids)
Source: RefSeq, a predicted model, not a curated record